This is a messenger RNA of Marasmius oreades (fairy-ring Marasmius), 1374 nucleotides long. RefSeq lists its product as uncharacterized. Gene Ontology annotation, molecular function: DNA replication origin binding. The record is from RefSeq and is a predicted model, not a curated record. The transcript has a single exon. Gene Ontology annotation, cellular component: nuclear origin of replication recognition complex; nucleus. Lineage: Eukaryota; Fungi; Basidiomycota; Agaricomycetes; Agaricales; Marasmiaceae. Gene Ontology annotation, biological process: DNA replication. The coding region runs from base 1 to 1374 and encodes 457 amino acids.
AUGAACGACCACGACGAACGCGACGCUUCCAGUAGUGAGGACGACGAAGUUUUCGUCACGGACUCUACAGACGGAGACGACGAUGACGACCGGAAGAUCCUUAGCUCUCCAAAGCGAACUCGCAAAUCCGAAGCAGUAGCUGAUGCUAUGACGCCACUUAUCGUCCAUUCCUCUUUCGACGCUUAUUUCACUCAAACAGCGGCACGCCCUCAAACGUCAAACAGUGUAUUUUCAUCGAUUAUUCCUCCUCUUUCUGCAGAGGAAUACGCUGAAACUCUAGCAGAUAUUGACCGAUCUAUCAAGCAGCCCUUGGCCUCGGAAAUUGUCUCCAAUCCAUCCGUUCGGAAUGCCCUUUUCUCUCGGCUCGUUCUUCAGCUUAGAGCCAAUUUCAACAUCCUAUGUUAUGGAUAUGGCUCUAAGCGCCAGCUGUUGAACCAAUUUGCUGCCGAAAGGUGUGCAAAGUUGGGUCAUGUUGUCAUUGUCAACGGAUUUAAUCCUGAUUUCGGUGGGGUCAAGGAAGUGGCGAAGAUUAUCGAAAACAACCUUUCAGGAGUUUUAUCUCUUCCCCUGCCCUCUGGACCAUCCUCUAUAGACUCCCAAAUUCAACGAAUAUGCCAAUUCUUCAAUGGUGACUCCCCUUCAGCCACUCAGAAGAACAAGAAACGUCGUCACCUUUACAUCGUGAUUCACAAUAUCGACUCUGAUGUCCUCCGAAGUGCAAAAUCCCAAUCCCUUCUUUCCAAUCUCGCUUCAUCACCCGGAAUCCAUCUAGUUGCCUCCGUGGACCAUAUUAACGCACCACUCAUCUGGUCUUCUUCACAGCUCGCCUCUCGUGGGUCAGAAAUGGAUUCGACCUCCACAUUCUCUAAAGGUUUCAACUGGAUUUGGGCAGAUCUCACAACUGUUGCACCUUACGACUUUGAAUUGACAUUCGCGGAUCGCACCUCCAUUUCAGGCGCACACGACAUUACUUCGCGGAAACACGCGAAUUCUCUCGCGACGUCGCUCACCAACGCUGCCAUAUCUGAAACGGCAGCACUUCAUGUUCUGGCGUCUGUUACAGUCAAAGCCAGAAAUCUUUUCGCAUUAAUGGGUCGGCGUCAGCUCGAGUUGAUGGAGGCAGCCGGCCAAGAAUCGGGUACUACCAUUGGCGACAGCUAUUGGCAUCAGUUUGCCAUCACCUAUUCUGCGCUUUUUAAUGAGGCCAGAGACAAGUUUCUAGCGACGAAUGAUACCCAGUUGAGGGCAUUGCUUGGGGAAUUUAGAGACCAUAAUCUAAUUGUGGGGUCUCAAGGAGGCAGUGCUGGUGAGCUUUUAUGGAUUCCUGCACGGAAGGACCGGUUGGAGAAGAUCUUGGAAAGGGUCAAGGAUUAA